Molecule: messenger RNA, 1056 nt
Organism: Pneumocystis jirovecii RU7
Lineage: Eukaryota; Fungi; Ascomycota; Pneumocystomycetes; Pneumocystales; Pneumocystaceae
Product: translation initiation factor eIF2B subunit alpha
Exons: 6
Coding region: 1-1056 (351 amino acids)
Biological process (GO): translational initiation
Cellular component (GO): eukaryotic translation initiation factor 2B complex
Molecular function (GO): guanyl-nucleotide exchange factor activity; translation initiation factor activity
Source: RefSeq, a predicted model, not a curated record
AUGGAUCAUACUGAGUCAUUAAUUUCUAAUCAAAAUAUAUCAACUAACAAUGGUGAAAUUUACAAAAAAUCAUAUGAUAAUAAAUUUGAUAUUGUUGAGAGAUAUGAGACUAUUUUAGAGGAAGAUCCUAAUAUUACAAUGCCUAUCGCCGCAAUACAAGCAUUGGUAGAUUUAGUUCGUCAUACAAAAGCUAAUACGCUUUCUGAAUUUACAAAGAUUUUACAAGAGGGUUCAUUAAUUUUAAAAUCAUCUGUUGCAAAUUAUAUUUCUGUUUCUGCUGGCUGUGAUUUGUUUCUCAGAUUUGUGACACGUUCUCUUAAUGAUGCUGACGUUGAAUCAUGUAAACAUCACCUUGUGUCUAAUGGAAAAUUAUUUGUAGAAAGAGCUAGAAAAUCUCGCGAUAAAAUUGCUUCUAUUGGUGUUAAAUUUAUUAGAGAUGGUAUAGUAAUAUUGGUUCAUUCAUAUUCAAGAAAUGUAAAUGCGCUACUUUUGGAAGCUGCUUCAAAGAAUAUAAGAUUUAGUGUGUAUAUUACAGAAUCUCGUCCUACAGGUUCUGGGAUUAUAACUUCUCGUAUUUUAUCAGAAGCAGGAAUUCCAACUGCAAUAGUACUUGAUUCUGCUGUUGGAUAUCUUAUUCAAAAAAUAGAUCUUGUUUUGGUUGGUGCUGAAGGUAUAGUGGAAAAUGGCGGUCUUAUUAAUCAUAUUGGGACUUCUCAAAUAGCGACUCUCGCAAAAAUAGCGAAUAAGCCUUUUUAUGCUGUUGCUGAAAGUCAUAAGUUUGUUCGAAUGUUUCUUCUUUCUCAAUAUGAUCUACCUACACCUACUCCUAUUCUACAGUUUUUAAAUCAAAAAUUUCCUUCUGUUCCAAAAUUAAAUUCACGACAAUCUUCACUUAGUAUUCAUCGUAUUAAUGAAUUAAAAAUGACAGAAGAUGAAAUUUGUAAUAAUCCUAUCCUUGAUUUUACUGCUCCAGAAUAUAUUGAUGCACUUAUUACUGACUUGGGGAUUUUAGAUCCUAAUGGAGUAAGUGAAGAGUUAAUAAAACUUUAUCUUUAA